Molecule: messenger RNA, 1068 nt
Organism: Caenorhabditis angaria
Lineage: Eukaryota; Metazoa; Nematoda; Chromadorea; Rhabditida; Rhabditidae
Source: the annotation of a GenBank genome assembly
AUGCUAAAGUUUCUAGUUUUUUGCUCAUUUUUUGGCACAAUUUAUGGAAAAACGAAAUGUGUUAUGGUGAUUGGGAAAUUAAAGUGUCCAGAGUUACCGGAACUCGCGAGAAAUGUGCAAAUUGAUUUGUAUGAUGAGGAUGGUGAGUUAGUGGAAGUUUCUAGGCUUAGGGCGAAGCCUGACGCGUUUUUAGAAGCUUGGAAAUUUGCUGACGUGUUUCUAGGAGCUUAGAUGCUUGCUGACGCUUUUCCAGAAGCUUUGGGAUUUUGCUGACGUAUUUCUAGGAGCUCAGAUGUUUGCUGACGCAUUUAUAGGAGCUUGGGAAUUUGCUGACGCUUUUCUAGGAGCUCAGAUGUUUGCUGACGCAUUUAUAGGAGCUUGGGAAUUUGCUGACGCUUUUCUAGAUGUCAGGCAGCUAGAGAGUUAGAUACGCGUAGACACCAGACAGCUAGAGGGUUAGAGACGCAGAGAAACUGGCCGCUAAAGCGGAAGAUAGUGCCGCUGACGCGGAAGCUUGCGGUUUACACUCGCUUCGCUCGAAAAAAGUUCCAACUGGGGGUCGAACCAUAGAGUGUGAACCUGAAAGACGGGAAGCUAACCGGCUACACCGAACCUGCAUCAUUUUUUUGGGUUUGGAUGAAAAUUUAAUUUUUUUGUGGGAAAAAAAUUACUGUUUCAAAAUUAUCAUCAAAACUUGCUGACGCUUUUCUAGGAGCUUAGAAUUUCGCUGACGCAUUUCUAGAAGCUCAGAUGUUUGCUGACGCAUUUCUAGGAGCUCAGAUGUUUGCUGAGGCUUUUCUAAUCAAAUUUUUUCCAGCCCUGCCCCUCGAAUCCGACGAUCUAAUGGGUCGAACCUGGUCCGAUUCCCUGGGAAACUUCAAAGUCACCGGUUGCGGCUCGGAUUUCGGGCCAAUCAAUACACCAGACCCCUAUCUAUACAUCCAACACUCUUGCCCACAUCGUUUCUCAAAUCAAACACAUCCGAUUCAAGUGGAUGUUCUGCCCAUAUUUUUGCCAAAAAUUGUGAAUUUGGGAAAUAUUUAUUUGGAUCGAUAUUUGGAGGAUUGA